Molecule: messenger RNA, 791 nt
Organism: Limulus polyphemus (Atlantic horseshoe crab)
Lineage: Eukaryota; Metazoa; Arthropoda; Merostomata; Xiphosura; Limulidae
Exons: 3
Source: RefSeq, a predicted model, not a curated record
UUGUUGUUAUCAAAGAGGAUCCAGAACCACCGCCAACACCACUUCAAGACAGAGUUGAAGAUACAUUCAUAGCCAUGACGUCGUUACCGCCAUCUAGUGUGCGAGAUGAUAAUUACCAGUAUAUCGGUAUGCGGUUAGAAUCGGUCGUUCAGGACAUGUUUAAAUACAUCGAGAACAAGAUUGCCACAGAAGAAUAUGGAUACGAUCAUGGUCAAAAGUUGAGUAGCUAUGAUGGAGAUAAAGACAACCGCCUCGUAUUUCUGUUGGAGAGUCUCCCAGCUGUUGUCCAUCCUGUCAUCCUGUUACGGCUCUGCCAACAUCGUGUCUUAGGCAGUUCCCUUUCUUCCCGGGGCAGAAGAGCGUCUUCUCGCUCGAGCAUGGGCUCUAGAGAAAAUCGUAGUCGGGCCAGUUCAGAAGGGACCGAGGAAGGGCUGCGCGUUCGUAGGAAAGUCAACUUGACCAUUGACUGUUCCUCGACUUCUCUUUCCCCUUCCAGACUGGACAUCACAAGAAGGGAGUCGGUCCAAAGUAAUCUGAUUGCCCCCAGGCUACUGCGGAGAGAACCGAUGUAUACGGUGCUGACAAAUUCGGCAGAUAAGCACACAGAUAAAGAAACACCAAUCCCAUCUCCAACUCACCAGCGUAAUCAGAGUUUUCACCUUUCAAGCCUGAAAAGAAAGAAGUCCAAAGUCCACUCGGCGACCUUUUCUGCUUCCCAGCCGGACACGAGCGAGGCCGAUAUAAUGGCCUUCCAGCGGGAGCUACAAAAUCUUCCGAACUUUGAUCUUGAG